UAUAUAAAUCCAACGGGGCCCAAAUAUACAAAGACCUCUCCAGAUUCCUAUUUGCGAGAGACAGUCUGUCUCAUCUCGCCUCGUGGGCUGCUUCUUGUAACUCUCCUUCUUCUUCUUCCUCCGCAUUUUCUUGGGUUCUCAGAUAUCUGCUUCUUCUGCCCCCCAGAAGCUGCUUUUCCAUGGCUUCCAUUGUUGAAUCUGGCUGGAGGUAUCUGAUCACAAAUUUCAACGACUUUCAACUGGCAUGUCUAGGAAGUUUCUUUCUCCAUGAAAGUGUUUUCUUCUUAUCUGGACUCCCUUUUAUAUAUCUUGAGAGGGCAGGAUGGCUGAGCAAGUUCAAGAUUCAGACAAAAAAUAACAGCCCUGCAGCUCAGGAGAAAUGUAUUACUCGCCUAGUCCUGUAUCAUCUUUGUGUCAAUCUGCCAGUUAUGAUUGCUUCAUAUCCCGUCUUCAAAUUCAUGGGCAUGCGGAGUAGUCUUCCAUUGCCGUCCUGGAAAGUUGUUUCCACUCAGAUCAUUUUCUACUUCAUCCUUGAGGAUUUUGUAUUCUAUUGGGGACAUAGGGUUCUGCAUACAAAAUGGCUGUACAAGCAUGUGCAUAGUGUCCAUCAUGAGUAUGCUACACCAUUUGGACUGACUUCUGAAUAUGCUCACCCCGCCGAGAUAUUAUUCCUUGGCUUUGCCACCAUUAUUGGUCCUGCCAUUACUGGGCCCCACCUAAUUACUCUGUGGUUAUGGAUGGUACUUAGAGUGCUGGAGACUGUCGAGGCACAUUGCGGUUACCAUUUCCCAUGGAGCCUCUCAAACUUUUUACCUUUGUAUGGAGGCGCUGAUUUUCACGACUACCAUCACCGUUUGCUUUACACCAAGUCUGGCAAUUAUUCAUCAACUUUUGUUUACAUGGACAGGUUAUUUGGAACUGAUACAGGUUACAGAAAGCUGAAAGCGCUGAAGAAAGCCGGAGUAGAAGAUGACAGCAAGGAAAUGUGAUGUGGGAGCCAGAAUUUUUAUGAACUAACUGGACAUGAGUAAAUCGGUUCUUUGAUUUAUGGGCAGUACUGAAGAUGUUUCUGUGUCUGUCCCCGCCUCAUCCCGUAUUCCACCGCAUUUUUGUGUUUGAUUUCUUUCUGAUUUAGAGCUUAUGUUAGUGUGGAAUCAGUGGAAAUGCUUGAUGGACAUUUGUGCGCUCCUUUUUCUUACAUGAAUGAAGAAGCUGCCCUUCUAUUCUUUCCU
Malus domestica (apple) is the source of this 1232-nucleotide messenger RNA. RefSeq names its product methylsterol monooxygenase 2-2. Gene Ontology annotation, biological process: sterol biosynthetic process; 4-alpha-methyl-delta7-sterol oxidation. Gene Ontology annotation, molecular function: C-4 methylsterol oxidase activity; iron ion binding. Gene Ontology annotation, cellular component: endoplasmic reticulum membrane. Lineage: Eukaryota; Viridiplantae; Streptophyta; Magnoliopsida; Rosales; Rosaceae. The record is from RefSeq and is a predicted model, not a curated record.